CAUUCUGGUUGGCGUGCGGGGCGGCGAGGCUUUCACUUCGCUUUUUAUCAUCUGUGAUUUCUUUCGCCCUUUUUGUGUCGCCGCCAAGGGCUCGUGGGUCAGGUCAUGUCAGUAAAAUUGACAUGCAGUCAGUUGUGAUUAGGAGUUUUUUCUCAACAUAACGCUAUCGAAAUGUCUGUCUUUACGUUAAGUGAAGAUGGUCAAGAAUUGAUAAGAAAGAACAACAGAAUUGGCCGAGGUGAGAAAGCACAGCUCUGAAUAGUGCCUGGUGUAUUAUGGCAACAGCACAUACACUCUAUCAAAGGAAAUUACAAGACAGGAACUCAGCAACGAAGAUAUGCUGUAAGUCAAGGAAUUAUUGAGGAAACAGGAAAGCUGUGUAAAUAUAUAUAAUUUUGUGUGGUAAUGUGCCUGAUGUGCCAUUAGGUAGGCUGUAGUACAGACAUCACAGAGUUGACAUCCUAAAUUGACUAGACUCUUUAGUGUUUAGAAUGUUUCCGAGGAGAAGCACACGAUUGUUAACUAUGGCCUGCUUUGCCAUUGCUUUGAUAUUAAUGUUGUAUAUGAUCUCAAGUUCAUCUGAAAGCUCUAAGAUGGAUGUGCCUGAACCAUUCUCAGCGAGGGCCCAGCAUCGGUCAGCUCUUGAUGAUUCUUCUGAUUUAUUAACACAAAGUCCAGAAAAUAUAAAGAAACAGAAGGAAUAUGAGAGCAAAAUCUUUGCCAAAAUCCAUAAGAUGACAGCAGAGAAAGAAAUGAGGCGAAAGAUGAAUCAUGAUCCCUUGGGUGUCGUACUCCACAAGAAGCCAAGUGCUUGGGAAGGUCCUGGCAAAGUGAUUGAGGAACAGAGUGCAGCAAUGGGCAGUGACAUGAAUGGAGAGAUGCACCUCAAACACAAGAUUGUUCACUUAGAUUUGAAGGGAGCACCUCCCAAGGUUGAGUACCUGAAGAAGCUUUUUCCACUCCUGAGCUCCUUUGGUGCAACUGGACUGCUUAUUGAAUAUGAGGAUAUGUUUCCAUAUUGGGGAAAGUUAGAGUCCCUUUCUGCGUAUAAUGCUUAUGCCAAAGGGGAUAUUGCAGACAUCCUUGAAGUUGCAAAGAAGAAUAAUCUUGAGGUGAUACCAUUAAUCCAAACCUUUGGCCACAUGGAAUAUGUGCUGAAGCUAAAAGAAUUUGCAGAUCUUCGAGAAGUUCCAAAUUAUCCUCAGGUUAUUUGUCCUACAAAUAAUGGAACAAUUCCACUGAUUAGAAUGAUGAUUGAUCAAAUUGUAGAAAUGCAUCCAGACCUCAACUGGCUACACAUUGGCUCAGAUGAAGUGUACAACCUUGGAGAGUGUUCCCGUUGCCAGCAUUUUCUCAUGAAUCAGCAGUUUGGCAAAAAUGACUUAUUUCUGCAUCAUGUUAAAAGUGUUGCCAGAUAUGUAAAGGAAACUCAUGAUAUUCAGCCCAUAAUGUGGGAUGAUGAAUUUCGUAAGGUUCCUUUGAGGGCAAUCCAGAAUGCUCAGGUUGGGCAACUGCUAGAGAUCAUGGUAUGGAAAUAUGGUGAUAAUAUAAUGGUUGACCUUCGUUCAGAUAUUUGGGAAAAAUAUUCAGCAGUCUUCAGUGGAAUUUGGGUAGCCAGUGCUUUUAAAGGUGCAACAAGACCAGAGAGUUACAUAACAAACAUUAAUGACCGUCUGACAAACCACAAAGAAUGGAUGGAAGUUCUAAGCAUGUAUAAGAGUACCAUUCCUUUCCGUGGUAUUGUGCUAACUGGAUGGCAGAGGUUUGAUCACUUUUCUAUAUUAUGUGAGCUUCUUCCUCAAGCAAUUCCAUCUCUUGCUGUUAAUCUCAUGUACAUUGCAGAGCAGAAAGCAGAUCACGGAGCUCUGGCACGUGUAGGAGAUGUACUAAAAUGCAGCUCAUUUCUGAAUCUUGAUCUUCAGUACCUGGAGAAUCCCAAUAAAUGUGAUUUUCCUGGAAGUGCAGUCUAUGAAGUGUCUCAGAGAUUGUAUAUUUUGAAAAAAGAAAUAGAUGUAAUGUUGCAUAAUUCUCAUGUAACUGGCUGGGUCACUGACUAUAACAUUGAAAAUAAUUUUGCCAGUCCGCAGCAUGUGGAGCAAGGUCUUCAAGAUUUGUCAAUGCUUUUGUUUGAUUACAACAAGCUGAUGAAAGAUGCUGAAACAGCCUUGUCAGAUGUAUUUGAUGAAUAUACAGUCAAAGAAUGGAUUUUCGUAAAUAUGAAUCCAACACUUGAGAAAUUGAAAAAGUUUUAUGCAUCAAGCACAAAGGCAAUGGAGAAAACAGACUGGCCUAGAAGACCUCUAAAGUUUGAACAAGCAAAGGAUCUUUAAAUUAAACUUAUCUUUUAAUUAAGAUACGGGAAUUGCAAAUAGAAAUGUUUUGCAUUUUGAAGACUGUGUUCAAGAGAACUUCCUACACAGAUGAUUGUGAUAUGAAGAAAUGUGUGCUCUUUUGUGCAAAUUGUAUUUGUUAAGAUUAUAGAAUCUCAAGAUUAUAUGUCAACCAACAGAAUUCACUGUUGAAUGAGUAAAUGCUAAUGAAAUGAUACAUUUCCAUUUUUUUCUUUUAUCAGUGUGUAUUUUCCUAUCAAGUCAGGAUUGAAGAUGACAAGUGCAUAGUCAGUUAACAGCAGCAACAAAAUAAGGGUGCUACUUGCUUAAAGAAAAUUGUGAUAUAUCUAAUUCAUACUAAUAGGGCUAUGCUAUCAAUGUUUUUGUAUGUAUCCUUUGUAUUCAUGGAAGAUAUUUAUCCUUUUGUGUCAAAACUCAGUUCCUUUUUUGUCAUU
Messenger RNA from Penaeus monodon (black tiger shrimp), 2785 nucleotides. Its product is annotated as hexosaminidase D-like. Bases 492 to 2330 code for a protein of 612 amino acids. Gene Ontology annotation, biological process: carbohydrate metabolic process. Gene Ontology annotation, molecular function: hexosaminidase activity. NCBI's taxonomy places the organism in Eukaryota, Metazoa, Arthropoda, Malacostraca, Decapoda, Penaeidae. The record is from RefSeq and is a predicted model, not a curated record. The transcript is spliced from 3 exons.